Molecule: messenger RNA, 2352 nt
Organism: Durusdinium trenchii
Lineage: Eukaryota; Dinophyceae; Suessiales; Symbiodiniaceae
Source: the annotation of a GenBank genome assembly
AUGACCAUGGAAUUACGGCGUUCAAUGACCUGCAACGACUCAUCGUUGGAAAAUAAAAUGGUCAUUGAGCAGGAGGAGCUUCGGGCACCCACAGCGGCAGAGAUGGGUUUUGACAAAGAGCCCUUUCGAUUGGGUUCACUGGCCAUAGUGGUACUUGGAGCAACGGGGGAUCUUGCCAAAAAGGAGACCUUCCCUGCGCUGUUGGAUUUACUGGCUCAUGAAUAUCUACCACCUCAGGUGGUCAUUUUUGGUGUGGGGCGCACCAAGCAAGACACCGGGACUUUUCGCGAGUGGCUUCAGCCGUGGCUCGUCAAGUCCUUUGCUGGACAAAUGAAACGUUGCAAGGAAGCAAUGCCAAACUUUUUGAAGAGGCUCACAUACUUUUCUGCAAACUAUGAUAGCCAAGAAGACUUUGCUCGCCUGGCCUUGACUUUGGAGGCUGAAGAGACCCAAAUGUUCCUAGAGGCCAGUGGCAAGGCAGAGGUACCAUCGGAAGCAAACCGAGUGUUUUACUUUGCCAUUCCACCUUUCGCCUUUUUGGCAGCAGCAUCUUCCAUCAAGGCCACCUGCUUGUCUAGCUCAGGGUUCAAUCGCCUGAUCAUUGAGAAGCCCUUCGGACAUGAUUUGAGCUCAGCGAAGUCCUUGGCCAAAGACCUUGGGGCUUUGUAUGAAGAGAAGCACCUGCUGCGGAUGGACCACUUCCUGGGCUAUGAGAUCUGCCAGAACAUUCUUUCCGUUCGCUUUGGCAAUGCCUUCCUGGAGCCACUUAUGAACAAUCAACAUGUGGCAGCAGUACGCAUCACCCUCAAAGAGGACUUCGGAACGGAAGGACGAGGUGGCUAUUUCACCCAUUAUGGCAUCAUCAGAGAUGUGAUUCAAAACCACUUGCUGCAAAUGCUUACCUUGGUGGCCAUGGAAAAGCCUUGCAAUGUGGGAGGAGACGUUCGUGAUGCAAAGGUGGCUGUGUUGAAGGCUAUGAUGGACAUUGACCCAGAGGAAGUGGUUCUUGGUCAAUUCACCUCAGGGAACGGCAAGCCUGGUUAUCUUGAAGAUGACUCCAUAGCAGAGAAAGACCGUGAGAAGGCCAAGCACUGUGCCACCUUUGCCCAACUGGUCAUCCGAAUUGACAAUGAUCGCUGGUGGGGUGUCCCGUUCAUUGUUCGAGCGGGAAAGGGCUUGGAAGAGAGCAAGUGUGAGGUGAGAAUUCAGUUCAAGGAACGCCAUAGAGAUCCAAGACUCUUCCCGGAAGCUUGUCCUCCAAGGAAUGAAUUGGUGAUGCGAGUCUCUCCUCAUGAAGCAAUCUAUUUGAAGUUCAACAUGAAAACACCCGGUCUUUCUACCUCAGUAACUACCACCGAGUUGGAUCUAUCCUACAACCACCGCUACGAAGAGGUCUACCGGCCUUUGGCAUACACGCGCUUGAUCUUGGCAGGUGUGCGGGGUGAGCAUGAAAGCUUCGUCAGAGACGACGAACUCAUUCGGGCAUGGGAGCUUUUCUCGCCCUUGCUCGAAAAGAUCGAGGACGGCAAGAAGGAGGUUUUGAAAUAUCCAUUCGGCAGUCGUGGCCCCGCGGCGCCAAUGCCCUUCUCUGCCUCUGGUAUGGAUCCAAGUCGCCGGAAGGCGCUUUUGAUUGGUGUGAACUACUUUGGCACCCGUGCAGAACUGCGUGGAUGCAUUAACGACGUUCACAACCUUUACAGAUUGCUGACAGAGACGUAUGGAUGGCCCGGCCAUUGCAUCAAGACACUGACUGACGAUGGUCGAGGAAAUGGUGGCAUGCCUACGCGCCAAAACAUUGGCCAGCACAUGAGCUGGUUGUCUGAUGGUGCUCAGCCAGGAGAUGUUCUCUUCUUCAGCUUCUCUGGCCAUGGUGCGCAGAAAGAAGAUCCUCAUGGCUACGAGGAGGAUGGCAUGAAUGAGACGAUUCUCCCGGUGGACUUUGAAAGAGCGCCAUGUCUGACCGAUGAUGAAAUUAGCGACAUCAUAGUGAAGCGGUUGCCAGAAGGGGUGAGGCUUACUGGAGUCAUGGACUGCUGUCACAGCGGCACUGGCCUGGAUCUUCCCUUCACGUGGGAUAUGAGACGAGGCAUGUGGCGAGAAGAAGUCAAUCCGUUUCACUCCAUGGGCGAUGUUUUGAUGUUCAGUGGUUGUGAAGAUGAUGACACAUCCUCAGAUGCCGCCGGCAUGUAUGCCGCACCUGGCGGGGCUAUGACGACUGCAUUUUGUGAUGUGCUCCGAAGAAACCCACGCCCGAUUUAUCCUCAGCUUCUGCAGCUGCUGCAUCAACAUCUAAACAGGGGAGGCUUCUCCCAGCGGCCGGUUCUGAGCUCCACACAACAGUGGCUGGUCUGA